Messenger RNA from Plectropomus leopardus (leopard coralgrouper), 2069 nucleotides. It is a transcript of the gene bmf2, whose product is annotated as BCL2 modifying factor 2. The record is from RefSeq and is a predicted model, not a curated record. Gene Ontology annotation, cellular component: myosin complex. Gene Ontology annotation, biological process: negative regulation of autophagy; positive regulation of apoptotic process; apoptotic process. Lineage: Eukaryota; Metazoa; Chordata; Actinopteri; Perciformes; Serranidae.
UAAUGCAAAGAGGGAUACAAGUCUCAUCAACACAGUCCGUAGGAAACAAGGUAACGGCAAGUUGUCAAGAUACCACCGAUCACAACGGAAAGCGCGUCUGCUGGCGGGAGUUUACCGCUGAGGCGUCGGAUGGAUGAUGAGGAGGAGGACAUGUCACGGCCCAUCUCGCAGCUCUGGGGAACGCCCUUUAGGGACGUCAAAUACGAAGACCGCACCACACAGAUCGCGGCCGGACAGGCCCUUGUCGCCGUCACCGCUGCCGUGCCCGCGCCACAGAGCCACAACAACAACAGCAUCGGCAUCAACACGCUGCCCUGCAGCUUGCACCAGCAGCCUCGCAUACCCUUUCACGGCAACGCUGGAUUACGCUUACAUUUCCCCGCUCAGUUUGAGCCCAUGGAGGACCGGGGAGAGAGGCAGAUUGAAGAGGAGGAGGAAGAGGGCAGAGGGGAGGAAGAUGACAGGAUGGCAGAGAGGCCUGAGGAGCAGGCGGGGGUGAGCGUCGAGGCACAAAUCGGUCGUAAACUUCGGGAGAUUGGAGACAAGUUCCAGCAAGAUCAUGUUGAACUGUUCAUGAGGCAUCAGAGACAAAACCUGCCUGCCUGGAUGCGCCUUACGAUGGCCCUGUUUGGCUUUCUGUUUCCCAGAGAGCCUUUCUUCCCUCGCCUGAGAGGACAGCAAAGAUGAAGGGGCUUCCUGCUGGCCUUCGCCUCAGCCCUUGUCCCCCCCCCACAGGGACAAGGGACCAGACUUUUAAGAGAUGGCACUGUAAGAUGGAACACGGGUUUGGAUUUUGUUUUCUAAUUGAUUACGAAGACGAGAUGAAGAAAACACUGGUCACCGCUGGACGGAGACUGAUUACAAUUUUUCUUAAUUUUUUGUUUUGUUUUUUGUUUUUUCGCCUCUCCAAGAAGAAGCCAUUGCGUUUUGAAGAGAUAUUUUCGAAAUAUUUGUAAGAUUACCUAUUUUGUACAGUAAACUGCUCUUUUUGUUUUUGGUAUUUCAAAUCUCGAAGGACCUCCAUCAGUCCAGGGAAUGCCUUAUUCUCUCCUGCCACAGUACAACUCUUUUGCAGAAAGGAAAUCAUGAAAAAAAAAAAAACAGAUUCACUUUUAAAAUUAGGCCACUUUUUUGGCGACAAACUGUGGACGCGGACAUUUCUGUGCUGAAGUUACUGACUUUAAACCUUGAGGACUCAAGGCACAUUUCUAAUUUAUUCUCAGAAAAACAAUAAGCCCUGUACUUAUCCUUUACUGUUCCACACUGGCUAAUUUCAAACUGGUUGUCAUGACUUUGUGGCUGUGCUACACACUGGUGGUGCACUGUCAGUCAGUUUAGAUGUUUUGCCAGCUUCCACUGUAGAUGUAGGGACAUUUUAUCAACCUGUGUCAUCCUGUGUCAGCCUCUCCAUCUCCAGUACCACUCAUGUUGUUAGAAGUGGCCUAAAGACCCACUGUGUAGAUCCAGAUCCUGUUGAUUUAAAGGAUAAACAUGUAUACUUGAAUGUAGGUGUACUGAAGAUAUUGUUGUCGAGUAACUUCAAUACCUGACAUUAAUCGUGAUUACUCUUUGAAUUUGUGAUCAUGUGUAUGUAGGAGUGCGUGCUUACUGUUUCCAAAAUCUGCAGUCAUUUUGAAACCAAAUAAGCACAAACAAAUCUCCUUUGUGGGAUCACGAUCAGGGAACUGGAAAACAAUCACACAGCUGAAAAUCUUUGGAUGAGUUUCAUCAUUCUCUGAAGCUUUUCAGUGUCUCUUUCUCUGGCUGGAUUGACAAUCGCAAUUUUGCCCUUUGCUGCAUAACGUGGGUCGAUCGUGAUAGAGAUGACAUUUAUCAGCGAUUUUCAGGGGCGAGCAAUAUUCAAGCCAGUGGAAGGAAGUAAAAAAAAAUCUUAGGGAUCUGUUGCAUUUGCAAUCAAACUGACAUCCAUAGAAGGAAUGUUUCCCAAAAUAUGGCUGUGUUCUCAAUGAAAAACACCUCUUUACAAAUAUCUUUGUUACAGAAACAUUUUGGGUUAAAGGGAAACGUUGGAAUUUUAUAACCGAGAGCCUUUUUUCACAUGUAAAAGU